Lagopus muta (rock ptarmigan) is the source of this 365-nucleotide messenger RNA. RefSeq names its product secretoglobin family 1C member 1-like. The record is from RefSeq and is a predicted model, not a curated record. Bases 27 to 323 code for a protein of 98 amino acids. The transcript has 3 exons. NCBI's taxonomy places the organism in Eukaryota, Metazoa, Chordata, Aves, Galliformes, Phasianidae.
CUCUGGCAUUCACAGCUUAAUGCACAAUGUACAAGAAAAUGGCUCUCACUGCCAUGAAGCUGACUGCUACUGUGCUCCUCAUCACCAUGCUUUGCUGCAGCUCACUUGGUGCUGGAUCUUCUCAUGAGGUUGUCCCUAGUCUUCUUCAGACACUUCUUGAAGGCUCUGUAGAACAGCUGUACGCUGGGCCAAUUUCUCGGUACAAUGUUGAUGAGAUGACUUCAGCUGCUUUGACUGAGCUAAAGACAUGUAUUGAUAAGCUUUCUCCUGAGCAUUUAAAGGCCCUUGUCAGUCUGCUGAAACAAAUCCGAACAGAAGCUUAAACCACCAAAUAUUUGAUCCACUUGCUGAUAACACUCCCACAG